AUGGCCAGCAGCAGCAGCAGUCAGUCGCAAGGAGCCAGGUACUUCGGCGAGACCUCGCCACAAGAUCUGAAGGAGCUGGAACGCAAUGCUCUAGGGGCAAAACGGAGCCAUAUGGCAACGGCCGCGUCUUACCUUGAAGAAGCCUUCGAAGGCCAAUACUACGCUUGGUUCGGGGGGUGGGCUCUCAACCUUCGGGGAUCUCGUCGAGAAACCAGAGAUAUUGACCUUCUCGUGCUGGCGAAUGACGUCGGUAAAGUGAGGGCUACUCUGGCGUCGUACCCUUGGGCCAUCUUGUCGUUUUAUGAGAUCAUUGGUAGCAUUCAAGAAAGAAUGUUUGUGGACAUUGGAGAAAACGGUCAGGUUGUCGGCGUAGAUAUCGUUCUCUCAGGCCGACUUGACACCCCGGUUCUAGGAGACGAGGGCUCCUACGAACUGAUUCAACCUAGCUUCACCACGCCGCAAGGUAGUGAGGUGCCUGUUAUUCACCUGACAUGGCAAGUUGAGGGAAAAUUGGGUGCAUGGAUAUCCCGGAAGAAGAUGUCGGACUUCGACGAUCUGGUAUUUCUCUUCCAAAAAUAUGGCGAUGAGAUCAUUCAGUGGAGUGAGCAUCUAGAUAUGCAACGGCGGCUUGAUUUUUAUGGACUGUACGAGGUGGUAGUCGAAGACAAUAGGCUGCUCGAACGGAUGAAAAAGGUUCUCCGCCUCGACGAUUGA
Messenger RNA from Scedosporium apiospermum, 714 nucleotides. RefSeq lists its product as uncharacterized. Lineage: Eukaryota; Fungi; Ascomycota; Sordariomycetes; Microascales; Microascaceae. The transcript is spliced from 3 exons. Bases 1 to 714 code for a protein of 237 amino acids. The record is from RefSeq and is a predicted model, not a curated record.